UUCCUGGUUGCUCCUUGUUGCUCCUUGUUUCCAGCUCUCUCACUUUCUUUUCGUUGUGUGUUUGUUUCUGUGUUUCUCCGGUGAACCACAAGAGUUCGGCCGCGGUCAUGAGCGCCGUCAUUCCCCGGAUCGAGCAGCUCUCCGCCCGGGUGGUCCGGGUGCUGGGCUGCAACCCGGGACCGAUGACUCUGCAGGGGACCAACACCUACCUGGUCGGCACCGGGCAAAGACGUGUGCUGAUCGACACGGGAGAAUGUGCCCGGCCUGAAUACAUCAGCAGUCUGAAACAUGCUUUGACCCAGUUCAACACCAGCAUCCAGGAGAUCAUCAUCACUCACUGGCAUCACGACCACACGGGAGGCGUGGAGGACAUCUGCAGGGACAUCGCCGGUUCUGAUGUGCGAGUCAGCAAACUGCCUCGCACCGGGGGGGUCGGAGAGUCGGCUGGAGAGAAGAGCUACACCUUCCUCAAGGACGGAGACCUCGUCCAGACAGAGGGGGCGACGCUCAAAGUGCUGUUCACCCCGGGUCACAGUGAUGACCACAUGGCCCUGCUGCUGGAGGAGGAGCAGGCGCUCUUCUCUGGGGACUGCAUCCUGGGCGAGGGCACGGCCGUGUUCGAGGACCUGUACGACUACAUGAGAUCCCUGGAGGUCCUGCUGGACUCUCAGGCCGACCUCAUCUACCCCGGUCACGGCCCCGUGGUUCAGGACGCCGGCUCGAAGAUCAGACACUACAUCAGCCACCGGCAGCAAAGAGAGCAGCAGAUCCUGGCGGCCAUUCAGGACGGAGCAGGAAAACCCUUCUCCUCCAUGGAGCUCGUGAAGAUCGUGUAUAAGGACACCCCUGAACACCUGCACCGAGCAGCUAAUGUCAACCUGGUCCAUCACUUAAAGAAACUGGAGAAAGAAGGACAGAUUUGCUUGACUGAUGAGUCCUCAGAGAACAUCAAAUGGAAGAGUAACCUGUGAUGUUCACCGAGACAAUAAAGAUAAAACUGACUCUAGAGCAGUUUUCAGACAUGUCCUGCACAGACGUGUUCACAACAGAUGAAGCGAGAGGCGGAGCAGCAGAAUCCGUCUCAACGACUGUGACGGAUGAGACGUGUUUUUCUGUCCUCACCAACAUCUCAGCUGCUCUCACCUCGAUAAUGAACCUCACUGUGACCUGUGCUGCUCAGAUAUAUUUCCAGUCUCCCACUAGAGGGCAGCAUCUGCUUAGUCAUUUUACUGGGUGAUAACUUGAGGAGUAACAUUUCAAGCUUUGCAUUUUUGUUCCUGCAAACUUAACCAAGAAUUUUUAAAAGAUGAAAUUCUAAAGUGAAUAAAGUUGAAUGUGAAUGUGUGUUGAAGAAUUUAAAACAAUGAAUCCUCAUCAGUGUGCUGCUGGUUAUUGUUCUGACCACAAAUGAGGAUAAUUGUGUAUUUGUGAUAAUUAAGAGAUCCUUCUGAGGCAGAUAGUGAUAUAUAUCUAUAUUCUGAUAACUAAUAAUACAAAUGACUAAUCCAAAUAAAUAUAUUUGUUGUGAACCUUUGA
Pleuronectes platessa (European plaice) is the source of this 1536-nucleotide messenger RNA. RefSeq names its product lactamase, beta 2 (gene lactb2). NCBI's taxonomy places the organism in Eukaryota, Metazoa, Chordata, Actinopteri, Pleuronectiformes, Pleuronectidae. The transcript has 7 exons. The record is from RefSeq and is a predicted model, not a curated record. Gene Ontology annotation, molecular function: single-stranded RNA binding; RNA endonuclease activity. Gene Ontology annotation, cellular component: mitochondrial matrix. The coding region runs from base 108 to 971 and encodes 287 amino acids.